Molecule: messenger RNA, 1091 nt
Organism: Cuscuta campestris
Lineage: Eukaryota; Viridiplantae; Streptophyta; Magnoliopsida; Solanales; Convolvulaceae
Source: the annotation of a GenBank genome assembly
AGAACUAGGAACAAUUACAAUCUUUGUGCACACUAUGCGUUCGUUAGUCAAUUUGAACCUAAGAACGUAGAAGAUGCACUAAAAGAUAGUGAUUGGAUUAUAUCCAUGCAACUAGAGCUUGAGCAAUUUGAACGCAACAAGGCCAAAUGUUCAAGACUUACCCGCAAAUAGGUUCAUCCUUCUCAAAAUCCUCAAAGAAAAUAUCAUACCAGUCCUUAACAAAGAUAAACAAGUUGGGGUUUAUGAAUGCACUCUUCUAUAUUGGCUCCUCACUCACAAGAAAAUCAAUCUCCCUUCCAUCAUCCUAAAACACAUGUACGAAUGCUCUGGUCACCAAAACAAACCCUAUGACAUGCUUCUUACCCACAUCUUUGCCAAGAGGGAAAUUCUUGAGGUGAACCCUUCUCGUGUCCGCUAUCUUGAUGCGGAGUGCCUUGGCUAUUGUGGCCUUGUGAAAAUUGGGGAAGAGUACUACAUGAAGAAGGAGUUUCAAAAUCUUGAUGAAGCUACACGAGCGGAGUAUGGCCCUCGACGAUCCUUGUCCUCUGUGCCAUCUACUUCACGAGCACCCCGGGCCGAAGCCGAAGAAAAUGCCAACACGGAUGUCCCCGUUCAUGCUCCUAGGGUCAAACGCUCAAAGUCAGGGUCUCAUGCUUCUUCGGCCUCUCUCUUGCACCGUCACUCUCAAAUGGCUUCCACCUCCAAAACCCCCUUCAAGAAGUUUAAGAAAUUCAUCCUCAAGACCGUAGUGGCUCCGAUGAAGAAAAUUCAAGAAAGCCUUGAUGACCUCUCGGAUCGGAUGAAGAAGAUGGAAGACCGUGAGAAUCGCCAAAAUCAAAAUGAGGAUCGUGCUUCUAGACGUCGUCGCUAAGUAUUGAGCAUUUGACAAAAUGAUCAAACAUUCACUUAUCUAUGUUCUUUUUUUAAAAAAAAAAUUAUUAUGUAUUUUGUUUUAUGCUUCAAACUCCUAUCAUGUCUCAUGUUUAAAACUCCUACUUAUGCACUUUUAUGAUUGUUAACCCCUUUAUGAUUAUGCUUAUGGUUCACUUGAAUGCCUAUAAUUGUUGCCAUAAUGAAUGCCAUUGUGUUGA